Messenger RNA from Prosopis cineraria, 759 nucleotides. RefSeq names its product basic leucine zipper 34-like. Gene Ontology annotation, cellular component: nucleus. The transcript has 4 exons. Lineage: Eukaryota; Viridiplantae; Streptophyta; Magnoliopsida; Fabales; Fabaceae. The record is from RefSeq and is a predicted model, not a curated record. The coding region runs from base 1 to 759 and encodes 252 amino acids. Gene Ontology annotation, molecular function: DNA binding; DNA-binding transcription factor activity. Gene Ontology annotation, biological process: positive regulation of DNA-templated transcription.
AUGGCAACCCUGAGAAAGAUCAAAGCUGCAUCGCCAGAAUCCGAGGGAUCAUCAUCCAAGCAAUUGCCUUCCACUGAAUUAACUCUAGGGAUUAUGGCUUCCUCCUCAUUUCAAUCAGCAUCGACAGAUGGUGAACGUCAUGCAAAGAGAAUAGCUAUCAAUCCUCUUCAAGAACACCACCACAACAAUAUCAUUGUCGAGGACCUAACUCUUGACGAUCCGUCCGAUGAGGAGAUGAAACCCACCAUCGAAGGUAGCGGCAGCCCAAGCACUCAUGAUGGCCAAGCAAUUCGUUUGGCCUCAAGUGCUCGACCACCCCAACAAGAAGCGGAUCGCAAGAGGCUCAAUCGAAUGAUGUCAAACCGACUUUCUGCGAAGAGGUCCAGAGCAAGGAGAAAUGAGUACGUGGCUGAGAUGGAGAGACAAGCAAAAUAUUUAGAGAACAAGAUAGCCAUUCUUCAACCACAAAUUGUGGCUUACGAGCAUCAGCGGCACCUAUUGCUGAUUGAGCACCACCAGGUGAAAUACCGAAUGGCUUUGCUUGAAAAAGAGAGGCUUCUUAAAGAAGUUGAAGCGGAAAGGAUGAAAGAUGAAAUACUGAGACUUUUAGAACUUCAAAGGCAACAAGAACAAACUCGAUCUGAAGUGAUGCGUAGUUGGGGUGCUGACAUGAAGCUAAUGUGCAGCCCCAACCCAGACACUAGUGUCUCCGAACCUGUAGAACCUGUGGUUGACUCAAGUUCAUCAGUUGAUGGUUAG